CGCGAGCGAGCAACUUCACACGCACGCGCCUUUCCUCCGGGGAGACAAAUAUUGUGCGUCUGUAGUGCGACGAGCACUCGGGCAGUGAGCUUAUCGAGGCUGUUGGCAACCGCUUAAAGACGAUGUCGGUGCUUCAGGCUCUGCAGACGUGCUUAAUCACCUGGAUCCUCUACAACCCUAUCUGGGCACAGGGCCCGCAGCAAUCGGACGUUCGUCGGCUGCGAUGGGAGAGCCUGGAUGCGAACAACACCGACCUCGUCUUCCUGCUCGAUCGGUCGGGCAGUGUCGGUGCGGCCGGCUUCGAAAUGCAGCUCGGCUUCGUGCACAGUUUUCUCAAGUACUUCGAGGUGACGCCAAACGCCACUCGAGUCGCAGUUGUGUCGUUCAGCGACGACGCAGUGGUCCACGCCGACUUCCUCAAGGAACCAGGAAACAAGUGCCAAUUGGUGAGGCUGACGCAAGGCGUGCAGUACCUGAACCACCAUGCCACCAACACAGGUGCAGGACUGCAGAAGGCGCACGAGCUGUUCCGCAACAGCCGCAAACAUACGCGCAAGGUAUUGGUUUUGGUGACGGACGGGCUGGCGACGAUGGGCCCGGAUCCGGUGAAAGAAGCGGACAAGGUUAAGGGUGACGGCAUCGAGGUAUUCGUCUUCAGCAUCGGGCGCUCCAUCAGAAGGCAGCUGGACAUGCUGGCUUCCUCGGAAGACCACGUGUUCGAAUGCGAAAGCUUUGCGCAAUUUCAGAAGACCUUCGAUGACCAGGCUGUGCCGACGGACCGGUGGACGGUGAGGGACAACCCACGAGACUGCGACCGCUUCUGCCGCAGGACGAUGGCCGCGGAGCACAGCUGCUGCGACAAGAACGCGGUGUGUGGCUGCUCCCUGUCGACGGGCCUCAGUGCCUGCCUGUGCGCGCCUGGAUUCUACGGGAACGGACUGGAAGCACAGUGCACACCUUGCAGGCCGGAUACGUACAAGGAGACGCACGAUAGCGGCCCGUGUGCGAGCUGCCCUCCGCACAGCAGGACGCGUCACGAAGGAAGCCGCUCACUGAGGGACUGCUCCUGCGAAGAGGGCUUCGCUGGAGACCCCGCCACUGGAGUGCCCUGCACGCCCAUCACGUGCCCGCCGCUGCAAGCGCCCGAACACGGCCGGGUCGUGGCUUGCGACACCGAGUACGAAGGCGAGUGCCUGUUCCAAUGCGACUACGACCACGAGGCAGCAGAUGGCGGCGACACCGCGACUCGCCUCUGCGAAGCGGACGGCACCUGGAGCGGGGAGACGACCGUGUGUAAAGCGAAAACGUGUGAGAGGCCGCAGGAGCUGGCCAACGGCUACGUCGAAGGCUGCGACAGCCCCUGGAAGGUGAACGACAGCUGCACGUUCCACUGCAACCGCGGAUACGAGCUCGUCGGCGGCGGCGGCGCCACCAGGACGUGCCUCGAGUGGAAAGUCUGGUCCGGGGAGGAGCUGCACUGCGAGCCGGUGCCUUGCCCGCCGCCUCCCCCCGUGCCAAACGCGCAAGACGUCGGCUCCUACAGGCAGGCGAAGGUCUACCGAUUCGGCGAUGUUUUCGCACCCAAGUGCCGCAGGGGAUUCGCCCCCCGAGGCCCACGCCUUCUGCACUGCGACGAUCGAGGCCAGUGGAACAGUGGCGGCGAGGACGUCUCCCAAAUGGCAUGCGUCGACGUGGAGGAACCCAAGAUCUCGUGUCCCGAAGACAUCGUCACAGCAGCGGAACCGCGAAAGGCCUCCGCCGAGGUGUCGUGGGUACAGCCGCGGUACAGCGACAACGACGGCAGCGACAAACUGGUGCUGCAGCAGAUGCCGGCCUCCUACGCGUCGCCCCACCGGUUCCCCCUGGGGGAGCAUCGCAUCGCGUUCAGGGUGGUCGACCGUGCGCGGCUGGAGGCCAACUGCACCUUCGCCGUCACCGUGCACGAUGACGAGGCGCCCCAGGUCAUCACCUGUCCGGAAGACACGAGUGUCGAGACGAGUGAGAACGAAGUCAAAGUCACGUGGGAGGAGCCGCUCUUUGUGGACAAUUCCGGCGAGCUACGCAUAGACGCGAACCACGUCCCAGGUUCAAAUUUCGGUCACGGAGUUCACAAAGUCGUCUACAGAGCCCGAGACUUGCACGGCAAUUCUGUGACCUGCGUCUUCCACGUAAAAGUGUCACGGAGCCAGUGUCCGUUCCACCCGGCGCCGCUGAACGGCGCCCUGUCGUGCGACGAAUGGAUGUACGGCCAGUUCUGCCAGCCAUUGUGCAACGAGGAGUUCGACUUCCUCGAGACGCCGGCCGACUGGUACAUCUGCGCCAAGGACCUGCGCUGGCACACCGAGCCCGAGGGAAUGCGUGUGCCGUGGCCAGACUGCGCUCGGAUGCUAUCACCGAAGCAGGCCAAGAGAAUGUACCACGGGUACUACUACUCGGGCGACUGCAGCGACCCCAGCGUCCAGCGCGCCAUCAAGAAGGCCUUCCGCGACAACUUCUACCAAGCGCGCAGGAAACUCUCGGUGUGCACGGUCGGCAACACGUGCAACCUGGACAGGGUGUCGGUCACCUGCGGAGAGUCCGGCGGGCGGCGUCACCGGAGAAGCCUGCCGGUGGCAGGCGUGGACGCCGAGCUCCUGCUGGAACUCGGUGUAAAUGGCACCGGACGCUUCAUCAACGGCACGGAAGAGAUCGCUGCAGCCAUUGACGAAAUUGUCGACAGCAUCAGAGAAAUAUCCCCUUCUGUUCUCCGAGAAGUCAGCGGCCGUGAGAACAUGACCGUGCUGAUGGACCUCAUCGACUCGUCGGCCGAAGACGUCGUCAUAGUUUGCGCCGACGGGGAGACACACAACGCUCAAGGCUGCGCCAAGUGCCCCAGAGGCACUUUCCAUGAGCAAAGCGAAGGCCGGUGCUCUCCGUGUCCCGCGGGCAGCUACCAGGACGAGGAGGGCGCCCUGUCCUGUAAGCCGUGCCCUGGCAGUGCUUCUACCGCGACUCCCAAGAGCACAAGCAUCGACGACUGCAAGCCUGCUUGCUCUCCCGGCACGUUCUCCAGGGACGGCCUCGAGACGUGCCGAGCCUGUCCGCUCGGAAUGUACCAGGACGAACCCCAGCAGGCGCGAUGCAAACGCUGUCCCCCUGGAUCCACGACCGAGGCCUUCGGAAGCGUUAGCGCGGCCGACUGCAAGGAAUACUGCAAACCCGGAACGCAUUCCUUCAGCGGCCUGCAGCCCUGCAAGUCAUGUGAGAAAGGCACCUACCAGGGGCUCAGCGGCCAAAAGUCGUGCGCCCCAUGCCCCGCUCGGACGACCACCCUGCAGGAAGGCUCCAACUCGCACCUCGAGUGCGUCGAGGUUGAACACUGAUCACCUGUGCGAAAAGAGAUCGUGUCGUUCGCCAGCAGUGAUUUCACAGCGACCACGGCGGCACAAAGAA
This is a messenger RNA of Dermacentor silvarum, 3432 nucleotides long. RefSeq names its product sushi, von Willebrand factor type A, EGF and pentraxin domain-containing protein 1. The coding region runs from base 123 to 3362 and encodes 1079 amino acids. NCBI's taxonomy places the organism in Eukaryota, Metazoa, Arthropoda, Arachnida, Ixodida, Ixodidae. The transcript has 19 exons. The record is from RefSeq and is a predicted model, not a curated record.